ACAGCUCCGGCUCCUGCUCCGGCUCCGGUACCGGCUCUUGCUCUCCCGGGCCCUGCGCCCCGACCCCGCCGCCGCGCCUGCCGGGGGCCUCGAGCGCCCCCUCCUCGCCUCACGCUGAAGUUCCUGGCCGUGCUGCUGGCCGCGGGCAUGCUGGCGUUCCUCGGUGCCGUCAUCUGCAUCAUCGCCAGCGUGCCCCUGGCGGCCAGCCCCGCGCGCGCGCUGCCCGGCGGCACCGACAACGCCUCGGCCGCCUCGGCCGCCGGUGCCCCGGGUCCGCAGCGCAGCCUGAGCGCCCUGCAGGGCGCAGGCGGCUCGGCCGGGCCCUCGGUGUUGCCCGGGGAGCCGGCGGCCAGCGUCUUCCCGCCGCCGCCCGGGCCGCUGCUCAGUCGCUUCCUCUGCACACCGCUGGCCGCCGCUUGCCCGUCGGGGGCUGAGCAGGGGGACGCGGCUGGCGAGCGCGCGGAGCUGUUGCUGCUGCAGAGCACCGCGGAGCAGCUGCGCCAGACGGCGCUGCAGCAGGAGGCGCGCAUCCGCGCCGACCGGGACACCAUUCGCGAGCUCACCGGCAAGCUGGGCCGCUGCGAGAGCGGCCUGCCGCGCGGCCUCCAGGACGCCGGGCCCCGCCGCGACACUAUGGCCGACGGCGCCUGGGACUCACCCGCGCUGCUCGUGGAGCUGGAGAACGCGGUGCGCGCGCUGCGAGACCGCAUCGAGCGCAUCGAGCAGGAGCUCCCAGCCCGUGGGAACCUCUCCUCCUCCGCGCCAGCCCCUGCUGUGCCCACCGCCCUGCAUUCCAAGAUGGACGAGCUAGAAGGCCAGCUGCUGGCCAAGGUGCUGGCACUGGAGAAGGAACGUGCUGCCCUCAGUCAUGGCAGCCACCAGCAACGACAGGAAGUGGAGAAGGAGCUGGAUGCCCUGCAGGGUCGCGUGGCUGAGCUGGAGCACGGGUCCUCGGCCUACAGUCCCCCAGAUGCCUUCAAGGUCAGCAUCCCCAUCCGCAACAACUACAUGUAUGCCCGUGUGCGCAAGGCAGUGCCAGAACUCUACGCCUUCACUGCCUGCAUGUGGCUGCGCUCCAGGUCGGGUGGCUCUGGCCAGGGCACCCCCUUCUCCUACUCGGUGCCCGGGCAGGCCAAUGAGAUCGUGUUGCUGGAGGCCGGCCUUGAGCCAAUGGAACUGCUGAUCAACGAUAAGGUGGCCCAGCUGCCUCUGAGCCUGAAAGACAGCAACUGGCACCAUAUCUGCAUCGCCUGGACUACAAGGGAUGGGCUGUGGUCUGCAUACCAGGACGGAGAACUGCGGGGUUCUGGUGACAACCUGGCAGCCUGGCACCCCAUCAAACCACAUGGCAUCCUUAUCCUGGGCCAAGAACAGGAUACCUUGGGAGGCCGAUUUGAUGCCACGCAGGCCUUCGUCGGUGACAUUGCACAGUUCAACCUGUGGGACCACGCUCUGACACCUGCCCAGGUGCUGGGCAUUGCCAACUGCACCGGGCCACUCAUGGGGAAUGUCCUCCCCUGGGAAGACAAGCUGGUAGAGGCCUUUGGAGGUGCGAAGAAGGCCGCCUUUGAUGUGUGCAAGGGAAGGGCUAAGGCAUGAGGGGCCACCUCAUUCAGGGCCCCUCCCUUGCCUGUCAGUUUGGGGACUUAGAAGGGGCACUUCCCUCCUCAGCCUGUCCACAUGCUGGCCUUCCCUCCUACCCCACCCCUGGCCAUACCUCCCACUUCUCCUCACGGCCCCCCACUUCCCAGAAUGCCCUGCCCUGGAUGGAUGUCCCCUCAGCCACCUGGAUAGGGGCUAGUAUCUCACACCAAUUGGUCCAAUGUAGGGGUUGAGGCAGUCCUGCCUCCUGGCAACAUAUUGGCUUGGUCUCUCCCCUCUCAUACACUGUCCCGCUGAUCACAUAGGAUCUCACUAAUUCCAAGGACAUCCCCUGAGGGAUCGUGGGUAGAAGUGGCCUUUGACCCUCACAUCCCUUGUGCUUCAGGCCUACAUCAGGCUGUAGAAAGGAUGCCAGAGAUGUAUGAGACCAGAUGCUCUUCCUCUGUCUUAAUCAGUUGCCCACAGGGGCUGCAGGGUCAUCUCGCCAACUGCCCCUGCCUCCUCCUCCCUCCUCUCACAGUUUCUCUGUGUGUUGUGGUUUGAAUGUUGGUUGGAUGUCAGUUCAAGCCCCACCUCAGCUCCCUUCCCAGCCCCUACCCUAACAGCUAGGGACCAAGACCCCGGAGGCCAAAGGGCUGUAAUCAACCCCUGUACCCACUGGUAACUUUGCCCACAGCAUGGUUGUCCAUCCCCUCCAUGCCUGACACAGGACCUGCUGGGUCACUCUAGCCUAUCCUGAGAGCAUCCAAAACAGAAGCACACUAUGACUGAGGAGACACUUCCCUGGCAGAGCCCAGUUGCUUAGCCACCAUAUCAUCUCUUUCUGCGUGGCCUUGGGAAGGAUGGAGGAUGCUGGGACGGAGAAUAGAGCACUGAGUGAGAGAGAGAACCACUUGGUUCCUAUGACUUGCUGUGUGGCUUUCGGUAAAAACCUACCCUCUCUGGGCCUCACUUUCUCCUAGUUCCUACCAACUUUCCUAAGAGCACAGAAGAUUGUUAGAGCAGAGAGAGGCCAUCCAUUGUAAGCUCUUGCUGGUAGAAGAUGGGAAAGAGCAGAGAGAGCGCAAUUAACUUGACCAGGAUCAAAAAGCACAACAUGGCAGGCCUUCGGCCUCUGAGUCCCUCCAAAGUGCUCCUCCCUGUGAAUCACACUGCCUGUCCUUGAGGGCCUUUGAGCCCAGCUCAAACCUGUGCAGGGAGGCACUUGAGAGGACACAUGCUUUUCAACAGGGCACCAGAAUCUCUUUAAGGGACAACCCAACACAUUGACAGCCUCAGGAGGUGAGGGAAAGAGCCCAGACAGGCAGCGGAGGAUGCAGGGCCCUGUUGGUCCUCUCCCAAGUAUAGGAGCAGUAGCAGGUCAGCUGAACAGUGGGUACUGGUGCCUCUGCCCCCCACCCCUGACACACUUUUGUCCUUCUCUGUGCUCUCCAUGGCCACUCGGCCCGAGACAUGACGCUGGAGAGGCUGCCGCCCAUGCCUGGGAAUCGUGUCAAAGACUUGCCUCUGGCCUGUAGAUCUGUGUUUCCAUUUUGAGAGCAACUACAGGGCUCGGCACCUCCAUCCCCAUCCCUCGGAGGUAGCUGCAGAGGCUUCACCCAGACCUGCUGAGAUCCCGGUUGCCCAGUAACAACCAAUGACAUCAGCCCCAGUCUUGGGUCAAGUGUCUGUCGGUGAGGACACCGCUUGUUGCUGAGUGACAGCUGGAUUCAGAACUUAGACCUGGGGGACUCUGAGCCUCACCGGGCUCUUGCUAUUGUUCUAGAAGAGGCCUUUGCUAUUUAUUGAUUUAGAGGAGGCCUUGGGAAGACAGAGUCUUAGGAAGGAUGCAGCAGAAACUGCCUCGUCAUUUGAGCCCACCAGACACACCAUCUCUGUCCUUCCUGCUUUGUCUCAGUGGUGAUGAGAAAGGACACCUCAGUCACAUUCCCAUGCCAGGUCAUCCUGGUUAAACUUCCACCUCCCCACCCCCACCCCCACCCAGGAGGAAAAAAAUGGAGACACGGACUCAUGGCUAUGGGUAUGGAUGACUGGGGAAGGGGCGGCCUCUCUAUUUCCAAAGUCCCCACCUGCUGUCACCUACUGUGCUAUGGAUUUUGCCUGAGCACGUGGAGUGCCACUCAGUCUUCUGCCGCUCCUGAGCACAUCCAACAAGACAAGCCCUGAGCUGCCCCUGGGUCUGACGAAGAUAGAACUAGGCCGGCUAGAUAGUCUUAGACACUGAACCCGCAGAGUGCUGUAUCCGCACCAUCUGCGUUACCUCACAGCACAGUUACAAGACAAGACUGUUCUUAGCCCUGUGAUGCAGAAGAAUGAGACUCGGGGAGGUAAAGUAACUUGCCUGGUGUCAGUUGGCCAGCUGGGGACAGCACGAUUUCCAUUUGGAGGCAGAUUACAUGCCUAAAGGACGGAGUCAUCUCCUUCAGAGUUCAGAAGGAGCAGAGGUGGGGUGUGGGGCUCGAGGCUGGGGAAGGGGUCUCUCAUCUAUGCCCAGCCUCAGCCUCAGGCUGAGCUGCAGUCUUCAGGGCAAGAGAGGAGUAUCUCCAGAGUGAACUCGGAAAGGCAGGGUGAAAGUGAUUCUUCCUCAGCCCCUGUUCUGGGCAAGGCCUAGGUCAGGUUCUCUAAGCUGUUUUCUGCCAGAUUCCCCACCUGUGAGGCAUGGAGUGGCCUCUCCCAUGUCCCAAGGGAUUAUCUUAACAGUUACACAUGACCGGGGACCACAGACUAAGGUGUGAGGAUCUGGGAGGUGGGGUUGGGGGUUGGCAACUCAACCAUCGGCUUGUAGAUGAGGAAGCUGAGGCCUAGCUUGGCACUCCCCUGACUGUCCUCUUCUCCAGGACCCAGAGGCCACUCCCCUACCCCCAGACUGGGUUUUACCUACUAGUCCCAGCACCUUUGACGUGAGAAAACUGGAGAAGGGUCUCCUCCCAGAUAAGGGGCUAGUGUCCUCCUCGCCCCCAACUCCAGCUGCCUGCCACCCCAGAUCCCACCUCCCACCCACCCUGUUCCCUGCCCCUGCUGGGGGAAGAACAGGUUCCUUCACAGGCUGAGCAGCCAGCAGCGAGUAUGGUUGGACACCGAGAUGAGUACCCUCCACCGCCCCCUUCCCCACUUCGCUCUACUUUGUAUAUAAGUGACAUGAGAUGCUCUGUGUGUGUGAGCGCGUGAGUGACCUGUGCCAUGGCUUUUGUUACCAUUUCUUGUUUUUUGUAAAUUUGAACGUUCAAAAUAAACAUGUGGUUUACUCGGAGAA
Messenger RNA from Rattus norvegicus (Norway rat), 4855 nucleotides. RefSeq names its product neuronal pentraxin receptor (gene Nptxr). The transcript has 5 exons. NCBI's taxonomy places the organism in Eukaryota, Metazoa, Chordata, Mammalia, Rodentia, Muridae. Gene Ontology annotation, cellular component: membrane. The record is from RefSeq and is marked reviewed.